AUGCGACUCAUCGAUACUUCCACUCUUACGCUCAAAGAAUUUCCCACUUCGAACCAGCGCUAUGCCAUCCUUUCGCAUACCUGGGGCGCCGAUGGCGAAGAAGUUUCUUAUCAGGACAUGACGGCGCACGUCGUAUCAGAGGCCACGAAGAAGAAGCCGGGCUGGAGGAAGAUCGAAAAGACUUGCGAACUUGCUCGGACACAUCACGGGUUGCAACUGGCAUGGAUCGAUACUUGCUGCAUCGACAAAAGAAGUAGCGCGGAGCUGAGCGAAGCCAUCAACUCCAUGUUCCGAUGGUAUCAGGAAGCAGAGACCUGCUUCGCUUUUCUCUCCGAUGUGACGUGGGACCCUUUGAAUAGCUUGCACCAGUCGAGAUGGUUUACGCGAGGGUGGACUCUCCAAGAACUCAUCGCGCCGAAAAAUGUUGCGUUCUUCAACAGCGACUGGACACUCUUUGGUACGAAAGCGAGCCUCACCAGCGAACUUGCUUUUAAGACCGGCAUCCCCCGUGGAAUCCUUCUUCACGAAAUCACUCUGGAUGAUGUUCCGGUCGCUGCGCGCAUGUCCUGGGCAUCGAUGAGAGAGACCACGCGAGAGGAGGACUUGGCGUACUGCCUCCUUGGGCUAUUCGACAUUCAUAUGCCCAUGCUGUAUGGAGAAGGGCGGAAGGCCUUUCUGCGGUUACAGGAAGAAAUUAUGCGACGGACGGCCGAUAUGUCAAUCUUCUUGUGGACGGACCCAGACUCAAGUCGAACAUACUCUGGGCUUCUUGCGGAAACGCCAGCUCAUUUUCGGUACAUGCAAACCGUCCGCAUCGCUGAGGCCGAAACACAGCGCAGAACUGAUUUUAGACCAUAG
Messenger RNA from Trematosphaeria pertusa, 858 nucleotides. RefSeq names its product HET-domain-containing protein. Bases 1 to 858 code for a protein of 285 amino acids. The record is from RefSeq and is a predicted model, not a curated record. NCBI's taxonomy places the organism in Eukaryota, Fungi, Ascomycota, Dothideomycetes, Pleosporales, Trematosphaeriaceae. The transcript has 2 exons.